This is a messenger RNA of Lepisosteus oculatus (spotted gar), 1052 nucleotides long. It is a transcript of the gene terb2, whose product is annotated as telomere repeat binding bouquet formation protein 2. The record is from RefSeq and is a predicted model, not a curated record. Gene Ontology annotation, biological process: meiotic attachment of telomere to nuclear envelope; homologous chromosome pairing at meiosis. NCBI's taxonomy places the organism in Eukaryota, Metazoa, Chordata, Actinopteri, Semionotiformes, Lepisosteidae. Gene Ontology annotation, cellular component: nuclear inner membrane.
AACUUCAAUUGAAAAAAAAAAACAUUUAAAACAUUUUUGUCCAUGAUGGAUCUAUAUUUUCAAUGGUUAUCAAAUUCAACGUUUGAACCGGAAAAAAGAGACGUGUUAAGCUUAUUUCUGGCGGCAGAAAAUGAGAAUCGCCUUUUAUGAGGUUCCCGAAUCUAAAACCCGUGAAACAAACCUUUCAGAAAGACGUCUGGUCAGCUGAGUGCUCCCUGACAAAGGACAAUGAAAACCGUUCAGUAAAGUUUGUAUUUGGUGUCACUCUUUGUUGUGAACCAACGUGUUAUAGUUUUCAUAAACGAAAACAUUUUUUCAAAGGGUUACACUACAGCUCGGGAUGUUUAAAGAUAGAAAAGCUUGGUUUUCCCAAAGUGUCCCCAGACGUUUCUGCGAUAUGUGGAUGUCUGAAGGUGGCAUUAUUACAGACUGGACAACAGCAGACUACAUUUUCAGUAAAGACGCAUCUCAUCCAGACACUCAUCGGCUAUAUGAGAGUCUGGACUAUUCUAAAAACAGGUUGACAGUUUUUCACGCCUCUUAUCUGUCUGCUUGUGAGAAGAACAGAAACAAGGUAGCUGUGUCUGUGGGCCACUUCGUUCUUCCACCUUCCUCUGUUCAGAAAGAAGUGAAAGCAGCAGUGGGAAGUUUCAUUUGGGAGAAAGAGGACAAUCAAAGUACAAAACAGUUGCCAUGUGGCAGAAUAAUCCAGAUGGAAAAACAGAAGGAUAAAGAGUACCACAGCGUAGGAAAGGACAGCCUUAAAAAAGACAGCAAUAAAAUAAGGCAGGUGACAUGUGGAAUUAAAAAUCCACAAAGGGACAUGCCAUUGUGCUGUAACCCUCAGUAUUAUCCAAUCAAUAAUAUGUUCACAGGAUAUCUUUUUAUUAAUCAACUGAAAAAAUAUUCAGGAGAGUUAGCUGACUUCCUUCCUGGACAUGCUGGAUAUUCUGUGUGCAAAGCACAUAGUGAAAAAUUUACUUUCAAAUCUAAAAACAGAAAUGACAAAUGUAUUAACAGCACUAACUGACCACUAAUUGAAACUCUAUCAA